AUGGGGAGAGGUUCGUGCACCGCGCCGCACUUUCUGCACUCGGAGUGAAACGGCCGAACGACCGGGCCGGUUGGAAGAAAGAGACGAGCGAUACGGAAAGUUCAGCGCUGCGACGAACGGGAACCGUUGCGGAGAACAGCGGCUCUGUUUACCUUGCGAUCGCCAUGUUUACUCCGAAAGGGUUCGGCGAAUAUUUGCACCGAGGAAAACACAGAUUUAUCACUGGGCAAGCAGGGCAAGUGGGACACGAAGGAGGAGUACCUUCCCCGCGGCUCCCGUGAGAGAUUAAUGAUGAAAAGUGACGGAUUGCCGUUCCAACGAGCUGGUUACUCGUCGUCACGCGGAUGAACCGAUCGUAAGCCGUCCGGCUAACCUCUCAGAUAACGGGAGACGCGUGUCACGCGUGUUGCAGGCGGGAUGGCGCCUCGUAGGGAGGCGAGGCCUAACCUCAAUGCCGGUAGGUCCUCGAGGAGGGGCAACAAGGGCUGGCUGGAGAAUUACCUGGACUGGCGGCAGCUCGUCGCCUUCCUCACCGACCCGAGAAAGAUACCGUUAACGGCGAAGCUGUUUAUCUACCUGGAGAUCGUUCUGAACGUGCUGGUCAUCUAUGUCGUGCCGUACACCGAGAUCGACUGGCGAGCCUACAUGCAGGAAGUCGGGGGAUUCCUGAACGGCACGACGGACUACUCGAAACUGCGGGGCGACACCGGGCCGCUGGUUUACCCCGCCGGUUUCGUCUACGUUUUCUCCGGUCUUUACUACAUAACUUCGCGCGGGGCCAAUAUAAGGAUAGCGCAGUACUUCUUCGCGGCGUUGUACGUGAUCACGCUGACGCUGGUCUUCCGGAUUUAUGCGCGAACCAAGAAAGUGCCGCCCUACGUCAUCAUCUUGAUGUGCUGCACCUCCUACAGAAUACAUUCGAUAUUCGUUCUGAGGCUCUUCAACGAUCCGGUGGCGAUGGUGCUGCUGUACGCGUCUAUCAAUGCGUUCCUGGACAGCCGCUGGUACUUGGGUAGCGCUCUGUACAGCCUCGCCGUGUCCAUCAAGAUGAACAUCCUGUUGUUCGCACCGGCGCUUCUCGUCGCUUACCUGUGCACGCUGGGAACGCUCAAAACACUGCUACAUCUGUCUAUCUGCGCGUUAAUACAGCUGAUUCUUGGUCUUCCGUUCUUGCUGGAGAACCCUAUCGCUUAUAUAAAGGGCGCUUUUAACUUGGGUAGAGUCUUCGAGUUCAAGUGGACCGUGAACUGGAGGUUCCUCCCCGAGGAGGUAUUCGUUCAUUCUUACCUGCACGUUUCUCUGUUGCUCUUGCACAUGCUGACGCUGCUGUAUUGCGCGCCCGUUUGGAUCACCUACAUGAAAUCGUACGCGAAAUUGAAGUACGUGGGGAAGGAAUUGAAGCCUCAGCUUCGCAAGAAGGAGAAGGUGGACAUGUCUACCGUAAGUCAGCUGUUCGUCUAUCCCCUUUUCGUCGCGAAUUUCAUCGGCAUUAUGUUCAGCAGAUCAUUGCAUUAUCAGUUCUACAUAUGGUACUACCAUACGUUACCGUACAUCGCGUGGUGCACCGACUACAAGACCGUUCUUAAGCUGACCGUCUUGGGUGUGAUAGAACUAUGUUGGAACACGUAUCCGAGCACGGUGUUCAGCAGUGCGGCGUUGCAUCUGUGCCAUAUAAUUCUGCUAUACGGCGUCCUAAAAAAUAGAUCGAAAGAUAAGUGAAAGAGCGCACGUAUGUAUGACGCAUUUCUAUCUUUCAAUCGUGCAUUUCUAUCUCUCAAUCGUAUUCCUGUGUAUAAUCUAUGUAUUAAAUACAUAGAGUAACGUAUCUUUCUAUCCGACGUUACUUAACGUCCGUCUCCCAAUACAUAUGAGAUGUUUUUGUGCCCACCUCAUGUUUUACAUAGGACUGUUCAAGACUGUAUUUAGAAACACGCGAUUAUGUAUGUAAAAUAUACCUUUUGUAUAUAUGAACGGAAUAAAUUGUGGAGAAGCGUUA
Messenger RNA from Temnothorax curvispinosus, 1996 nucleotides. It is a transcript of the gene Alg3, whose product is annotated as lethal(2)neighbour of Tid protein. Gene Ontology annotation, molecular function: dol-P-Man:Man(5)GlcNAc(2)-PP-Dol alpha-1,3-mannosyltransferase activity. The coding region runs from base 418 to 1719 and encodes 433 amino acids. Lineage: Eukaryota; Metazoa; Arthropoda; Insecta; Hymenoptera; Formicidae. Gene Ontology annotation, cellular component: endoplasmic reticulum. The record is from RefSeq and is a predicted model, not a curated record. The transcript is spliced from 2 exons.